AUGAUCAAGCCUACAGUGCAUCGAACUAUCACUCGCCGCAUGAAACGUGAGGGUCCUUUCCUAGAAAGUGAUUUCGGCAGGUCCCUCUGGAUCCCACAGUACAACCCCUUCUAUGACUACCGAUUGAAUAGUACGAAUAUCGACUGUUCUGUAAAUAUACUGAACCAUUUAAACAAAAUUUGGGGUGAAAGACUAAAGUUUAUCAAAACCCAGUUUAAGGUUUUGAUUCAUCCUGAAUCCUCAGAAGACGUACCUGGAUAUUCUACGCAUAUGUAUGGAACGGUAGCGACCACCAGCCCUCCAGACUCCGUGUAUUCAUUCGUGAAUUUCACUUGUCUUACCAUGCAGAAUAAGCGCUCAAAAGAAUUCUCGUGUAACACGGGUGCUCUUAUCUACCUAUCGAUGCGAACUGGAUGGGCACCGCGUACUCUACUUCCUCUUCUUGGGAGAACAACUUCACCUCUUCUCCUUACGAGCCGUGGCAGGGUCUUCUCUUAUUGGCUAUGUGCGCAACUUUUUUCCAACAGUGUCCUCCGUGUAUUCUCGGUGACCCACCUCGGCUACCUUGGUCCUCCUACAGCUUUCAGUUAUCGGUCAAUGACCGUUCCUGCUCCUCUAUGA
Molecule: messenger RNA, 621 nt
Organism: Lentinula edodes (shiitake mushroom)
Lineage: Eukaryota; Fungi; Basidiomycota; Agaricomycetes; Agaricales; Omphalotaceae
Exons: 9
Coding region: 1-621 (206 amino acids)
Source: RefSeq, a predicted model, not a curated record